Schistosoma turkestanicum is the source of this 261-nucleotide messenger RNA. NCBI's taxonomy places the organism in Eukaryota, Metazoa, Platyhelminthes, Trematoda, Strigeidida, Schistosomatidae. The record is from the annotation of a GenBank genome assembly.
AUGAAUAAUAUCAUUUUGACUGGUUUAUUGUUCUCCAUUUUAUGCAAUGUCGUAAUGAUGCAAACUGUUGUCGAACUAGUUCCAUUAAUAGAACAUAAAAAAGAUGAAACUGCACUUGAAUUUGGUGGAAUAAUUUUCUCUCUGCUUAAGAAUUCAACGCUAAAAAUACAAUAUGGAAAAUGUUUAACAAUGAUGGAUCUUUCACCAGUAACUCCUACAGAAAAUGCAACACGUACUGGUACUCGCUCUAUAUACGAGUAA